UGUUCACUUCCAGUGUUAUUCUAGUUUUUAGACGGUCCGUGGAGCAACUACUGAGAUCACUGGUUAAUUACGUAUUCUGCUGCUCCAGAAACUCCGUUACUACAAGAAAAGUGCAAUGCAGCACCUCAGGCAUUGCCAAGGCUUUGCUCAGGCCUUCCUUAUCAGGAGUCAAAGUUCCAAACUUUCGAAGAGCGUUAUCCCAUCACUGUCUGUGUGGGAUGGGCAUCUCUCUACCCGCUGGAGGAGCACUGGAGGUCAUGAAAAGCAAGAAUACAAUGAAAGAAGGCAGAAGUUCAGAUUUGCUCUAGCAGGACUGCUGGCAGGUACUGGAGCUGUUCUAGCAUAUAAGCUCCACCAAGGCAAGGUUGAGCGUGCAACUACUCCAGCAAAUUUACCAGUAGCUCAGUCCUCAUCUCUUCCUGUUUACACCCUAGAAGAAGUUACAAAGCAUUGUUCCCUUGACAAUGGUGUGUGGGUCACUCAUAAAGGUGAAGUCUACGAUAUCACUGAAUUUGUCGCCGUGCACCCUGGUGGUGACAAAAUCCUUCUUGCUGCAGGUGGAGCUCUGGAGCCCUACUGGGCACUAUAUGCAGUUCAUGAACAAGACCACAUUCUUGAAAUCCUCUCAGAGUAUAAAAUUGGUGUUCUUAAUACAGAGAGUAUCAAGAAGCAAGAGAGUGCCAACCCUUCAGACCCUUAUUCUGCUGAGCCAACACGACACCCUGCUCUUCAAAUCAACAGUCUGAAACCUUUCAAUGCUGAACCACCUUCUUCUAUACUUUCUGACAGUUACAUCACCCCCUCGGCCAUAUUUUUUAAGCGCAAUCAUCUACCAGUGCCCAGGGUGGAUCCUGAAACAUACAGAUUGGACAUAGAGGGUCUCCCUGGUGUUGUUUCACUGACGCUAAGCGAGCUGAAGUCUCGUUUCCCGAAACACACAAUUACAGUGACGCUUCAAUGUGCUGGGAACCGUCGCUCUGAGAUGAACAAAGUCAAGCAAGUCAGAGGACUUAAUUGGGGGGUUGGAGCAAUAAGCAAUGCUACAUGGUCAGGUGCACGUCUGAGGGAUGUUCUGCUGUACUAUGGCUUUGGACCAGAGGUUGCAGCAAAGGCUCUACAUGUCCAGUUUGAAGGGCUAGACUGUGAUGUGACUGGUACAGCAUACGGUGCAUCUAUUCCACUAAACAAGGCGAUGAGUGAUGAAGGUGAUGUUCUUCUCGCAUAUGAGAUGAAUGGGGAGGACCUACCCGCUGACCAUGGCUACCCUGUCCGUGUGGUUGUACCUGGAGUUGUUGGAGCCCGCAAUGUCAAAUGGUUAGGAAAGAUUGUUGUGAGUGAUGAAGAGAGCAAGAGUCAUUGGCAGCAGAAUGACUACAAGGGCUUUUCUCCAGGUACUGACUGGGACACUGUGGAUUUUAAAUCGGCACCAGCCAUCCAGGAACUACCCAUACAGUCAGCGAUCACUCAUCCAGCUGAGGGAGCCACAGUAGAUCGCAGUGAUGGGGAAGUGACUGUAAAAGGCUAUGCGUGGAGUGGUGGUGGAAGAGAGGUGGUCAGGGUUGAUGUCUCGGUAGAUGGUGGAAACACAUGGCAUGUAGCCAAACUCCGCACCAGUGAUAAUAGCCAGGACCCUGCAUCUCCUCCUACACCUGGAAGAGCCUGGGCUUGGAAGCUUUGGGAGAUAGACAUCCCACUGGCAUGUAGGGGCCAGGAGCUUGAGAUUGUAUGCAAAGCAGUGGACAGCAGUUACAACAUGCAGCCAGACACUGUUGCCCCUAUCUGGAACUUACGAGGAGUGCUUAGUAAUGCUUGGCAUAGAGUUAAAGUAAAAGUGAGUCAGGAUUUGAAAGACCAAAAAUGAAUUAAAAAAAAAAAACACAUUUAUUGGAUAAUUAUAUUUUAAUCUUGAUGGAUAGAAAUGCAGCGUGUUUGAUAAAGAUUAUAUGUUUAGAUUAUACCAAUUAUUUAACAAGAUUCAACAUCUUACUAGGCUAAGUAGGUAGAAGAAGAAAAAACUCUUAUUCACAUAAGAGUUAGUAUAUAUUGUAUUUAAUUCAUGUUAAAUAUUCAGCUGCACUAUGUAAAUUGGAGGAUUACAGAAAUAUCCUAACUUUUGAAUCCUAUCUUGUCUGUUUGGUAACCAUGGGAACUCAUUUAGGACAAAAACUUUAAUAAAAACAAAAUCCUAAAUGUGUUAUCUAGUAAGUAUAGGAUUUACUUCUGCAAUAUGAAUUUGUGAAAAAUCCUAACUUAAGUGAUCUGAUCUUAAUACUCAAGAUAGGAUGUUUUCUGUAAUAUGCCCCCUGGAAUAUUUUGUCAAAACAUUGAUUUGAUUAUACCAAACUAGAUUACCAAUUGUCAUUUGUUGCAUCACCAAAUUCUGAAAUCGUAUCAUUCUCACAUGACAACCUUGUGGUUUAGUGUACCAAAUAAUGCUGUUCAAAAUUUGGAUUAUCAACAAUGAAGCAACAUCAAAAUUCAAAAUUAUAAUUAUGACUGCGCUUCAUACAAGAAUGCUUUACUUAAUAUUUUUCCACUGAAAUAGUGCCAGUGCUGGAGCCUGUUCUUUGCUGGAGGAUCUGCGGAGAACACUGUGAUCCAGCCUGCAUUUCCACUAACUUGAGACCUUAGUGAUAUGACAACAGGAUUACAUAAUGUGCCACAUUGGCCACUUCCAGUAAACAGCUUCCAGUUGCAGAUUCCAGAUUCUUUUCAAAUAUAGCUGUAAAAGUAAAAUUUUUUUAGUUUAUUUAUUGCUUCUUGCACCUUCCAAUGUUUACUAAUUAUUUUGUUUAAUCUCAAUUCAGCUAGCUGUUUUAUAAUGUAAAAGAAAUCUGUAAGAUUUCACAAGUGAAUCAAAUAAUUAUUUAACAACAUUCAAGAUCUUACUUGGCUAGGUAUGUAGAAGAAGAAAAAAGUCUUAUUCAAGAUUUAUAAUAUAUACUUCAUUCAAAUUGCAGCUGAAUAUUUAAUAUGUCAAUUGGAGAACAAUCAGUAAGUGCAAAAAGUAGAAGUAGAAAUUUGUUCUCUCAAGUGGGAAGGUUUGAUAUUGGAAGAAUGAAAGAAUCUUCGUUUGGCAGAAACAUAAUUUUUGCAGUUUGUGUGGGACUUAUUACUGAAGAGAAUAAAUAUAAACAUUACUUUGCUAUUUAUUUAAAAUAGUCAUUUAUAUAGAAUAAAAACAAUGUUUAUCCUAAAUAAAUUCAGCUGUGGCUGGUGUUUUUUUUAUGAACACAUAAGCAACUCAUAUCUUUACAUGAACAGUGUAUUGCAGUCAGUGGUUAGGUCAAUGCAUAAUUGUAUUUGAUUUGUUCAGUGUAUUUAAGUGGAGCCAUGCAGAAGUGGAGUUCAGUCAUCUUACACGGCUGCUGAUGAUUUAACAAAGAAAUUAUGUGGUUAACAUUGAAAAAAAAAACUAUGUUUAGUGCACAUAUUUACUACAUUGAAAAAAUAAAAGUUAAUGCACAUGAUGUGUGCAAGCAGUGGCGAACUGGCCAUCGGGAGAACUAGAAAUUUUCCCUGUGGGCCGACUGUGAAACGGGGCCACGAUAUGCCAAAGUAUGGCCAUGCCAAGGCCAUGAUAUGAUGAAGGGGGCUGCGAUAUAGAGAAGGGGAAUGCAAAACACAUUGCCACAAUCCUAAGUGUGCCAUGGUUACCAUAUUUUGAAUUCAUUUAUAUACAGUGCAUCUGGAAAGUAUUCACAGCACUUCAAUUUUUCCACAUUUUGAUA
Xyrauchen texanus (razorback sucker) is the source of this 3731-nucleotide messenger RNA. RefSeq names its product sulfite oxidase (gene suox). Lineage: Eukaryota; Metazoa; Chordata; Actinopteri; Cypriniformes; Catostomidae. Gene Ontology annotation, cellular component: mitochondrion. Gene Ontology annotation, molecular function: heme binding; molybdenum ion binding; oxidoreductase activity. Bases 116 to 1861 code for a protein of 581 amino acids. The record is from RefSeq and is a predicted model, not a curated record. The transcript has 4 exons.